Clunio marinus is the source of this 4727-nucleotide messenger RNA. The record is from the annotation of a GenBank genome assembly. NCBI's taxonomy places the organism in Eukaryota, Metazoa, Arthropoda, Insecta, Diptera, Chironomidae.
GCUUAGAAAUUUAAUUAUUCUUAAAAUUUAGUUCAUAUGCUUUGCUGUUAUCGAUGAGAAGACAUUAAUCAACAGUGCAAUAGAUAUUUCAUUGAGAAAGCCUAAAAAUCCUUAAGAAAAGGAAACAAAAUCAAAACGAAUAAAAAUGGAAGUGAUAAAAUUUUGUAUAAAUAAUUCAUAAGUGGAGUCAGAACCAGUUCAGUAAUCAAAAUUCAAAAAAGUUUUUAUUUUAACUACAUUUUUAAGUGAAAGUUUGUUUAUAAAUUUAAAAAAUAAUUUCCUAUAUCCUGAAUGUUAAAAGAAAUCUUCGUAAAGAUCUAUGUACUUGUGAUCUUUGUGACGUUAAGCGAUAAACAAAUAUUUAAUAUAAAAAAAUAUUUAAGAACGUUACGUUCAGGUUCAUCGACGACGACAAAUUUCUUCUUUUUUCUAAUAAAAUCAUAAAACAGAAACAAAAAACUUCUUUUGUUUAAAAAAAAUUAAUUGCGCAACGAAUUUUAAUUCGGUCAGCACAUAGCAGCAGAAAUAGAUUCCUUCAACAUUCUUCAAAUUCAAAUUUCAUACAACAUAAAGUUGACAAUGUAUGUACAAAUGUAAUUACAUACAUCGGACGUAAAACUUCAAAUUUCAAAUAAAGUCUACCUCAAAGUUGCUGAUUAAGUGUUUAAAACGAACAUGAAAAACUAAAUUAAUUGCGAAUUCUUAUGAUAAUAAAAAAGAAGAAAAUUCUAGUGCGCGGUAAUGUGAAGUUUUCUUACUUAACUGACAAUUAUCGUAAGACGAAACGAGACGACUUUGAAAACCUUAAAAAUCUUUAAGUAACAUACUUAAAAAAGAGAAAAGAGUGAAACAAUGUGGAGUAUGAUAUCAAAUGAAAUUAAAAGUCAAAUCUUUUGCUAUAAAUCGGGAACAUUUGAGGAAAUUAAUCACGACACUUCAGAUACAGCUGAAGACAUUUGCAAGGAACUUUGUAUCCGAUUGAAGCUUCCACCACUUGUUCAACUUUUAUUUGGACUCAGAAUAAGUGGAAAAGGUUUAUGGCUUGCAGGAUGUCGCACACUAAAAGAAGGUGAAAAGUAUGAGUUUCGGAUUCGAUUCGAGGUUCCUAAGCUCUCAUUCCUACAUCAGUUAGAUAAGAACACCUUCGAUUACUUCUACCACCAAGUUCGUCAUGAUGUGCUUCAAGAUGUCAUACCUGAAAUUGCAUAUCCAAAUUUCAAAAACGAUAUUCUCGGCUUAUGUGUCAGCGAUAUGUACGUGGAAAUGAUUGAGAAGAAUCGAACGAUUGAUUAUUAUGAAAAGAAAUACAAGAAUUACAUCCCCAAAGAAAUUCGUAAAAGGCAUGUUGGUUUCAUUCAUAAACAAAUCGUCAAAUCACUAAAAUGGAUUAAAAACCAAGAGUGGAGUGCAUUUUAUGUGAAAAGCAUUUAUCUACAAGAAAUAAAUAAGAAAGCGCCAAAUUACCUGACUGAAAACUAUUUCGGAACAUCAGAAUGUCCUAUUGAGGAUGACCUUAAACAAGGAAUGUGUCGAGUUCAUCUUCAAAUCGCUCCUUAUCAUCCUGAUGAGCCUGGUCUGAGAAUUUAUUAUUCGUACAAAAAUUCGUGGAAGCACGUGUCAAAGUUUGUUGAUUUUUACACGAUACAAAUCGAUGAAACAAAGAAUCGUGUAAGUUUAGAGAUUCAAAAUUCACCUUUAGGCUUUCCCAUUACAAUGGCAUCAUCGGAAGAAACGGAAUCGUUUGUAAGCUGCAUAAGUGGAUAUUAUCGGUUAAUGGGGAAAUGGAAUUUGGAUUUAUGUUCAACUCUUGCGUCACCGUCAUUAAAAUUUCUCACCGAUCACAAGAUUCAUGGCCCAAUUGGUGGUGCUUAUUCGUAUAGUAAGAUUGAAGAGAAGAAUUCAUCGAUAGGAUCGUUCAUCAUUCGUCAAUGUGAGAAAGUUUUUGACACAUUCUACAUUGACAUUGUAACCAAAGAGAAUCAGCCUGAAACGUUCAAAAUUCAUUACAAACAAACAUCGAAAGGUGACAAAUGGCUGUUUAACGUGGGCGACAGUGGCGAAACACUCGAAUUUGAUGAUUUGAUUAAUCUCGCAAAAAGCAUUCCAACAAAUGGACAAUAUUUCCGUUUACCACCCACGCUUUAUGAUCGAUCGCCGUUACUUCUCUUAUGUCAAACGCCAGCACAACUUAUGGCAAAAGAGACGACAUUUUUAAGGAAUACAAAUCCACUUUUAUUAAGAGCAGCUGAUGAUCUUCUGUUAUACAAAUGGAAGGAACACAAUUAUGGUGAUGGAAUCUUUACACGAAUGAAAGCCGAUUGGAAGCAACCAAAUGGCAAGAAAAUCGAUGUAACACUUAAGAUUUUAAAACAAAGUGAAGUGAAACUUCGCUUAUCAGAAUUUGUGAAGCUCGCUGAUCUGUGGUCAAAGCUUGAUGUGUCGGAGAUUGUUAAAAUGCAUGGAAUUACUCUUCAUCAACCAAUUUCACUUGUUCUUGAAUCGAUUGCUUACGGACCAUUUGAUGAAUUAUUAAGAAGUCAAAAAUAUGGAAAAGACAUAAAACUUUUGGACUUGGUUGAAACUUCUUACUCAUUAGCUAAAGCUCUUCACUUCUUGCAAGAGCUUCAAAUUGUUCAUGGAAAAAUUCGAUGCUCGUCUCUUCAAGUCACAAAGUUCACGCCAAAUGAACAGCUUGUUGUGAAGCUCGGAGAUCCAGGAUUGCCAACAGAAUAUACAAUUAACGAUGUGCCAUGGAUAGCCAUAGAAGAUUACGAUAAUUUUUCAUUAUCAAGAAAGAAUCUGAAAGGUGAUAUUUGGGCUUAUGCAACGACAUUGUGGGAGAUCUUUUCACGUGGAGCUCAACUUAAUCUACCAAAUCCCGUGCAAUUCUUCUCAACUGGUAGCCGACCAUCAAAGCCCGACGAAUGUGCAAUUAUACCAAACAUUUACUCAUUAAUGAAGCAAGGAUGGGAAUGUGAUCCUGAUAAACGUUUUUCACCGCAAAAGAUUUUCUCUUGGUUAUUAGACGCCAAAACGAAACUUUCUCGAGAUUAUUCCGAACCAACAGCAACAACAACAUCAACAAAUGUUCGUCAAAAUGGUCGAUUGCCAAAUGGCAACAAUGCACACAGUCCAAAAUCGAGAACAACGACAAUGUCGGAUUAUUAUAGUGGCAGGAUGAUGUCUGGAGAUACUGAGCACACUUACAUUUUAACUCAUGGCACAACACAAGCGUACAUUGAAAAUUGCGGUUCAAGCAUCGCCAGCGCUCGGUCGAACGACGGUGGUUCAAGUCAAGUGUCGUUAAUUAAUGGAAAUUUAUCAGACGGUUCACAAUCAACGAUUCCAUGCUUAGGGGCAGCUUAUUCGGAAGAAUAUUACAGUGGAAUUGACAGUGUACUCGAAUUUGAUGGAACAAGACUGAUUUUUCAAGGAGAAAUUGGAAGAGGCAAUUACGGUUGCGUUUUUCGUGGAUCUAUGGAAACAUUUGAGGAUGAAAAACCUGUUGCUAUAAAAUGCUUCAAGCCAAUUGAAUCGAAUGACCAAUUCAAAGAAUUUCAAAGAGAAGCGAGUAUGAUGAAAACAUUGAGUCAUGAAAAUAUUGUAAAGAUUUACAAUUAUCGUGAGGAUCCUUUGUUAAUUAUUAUGGAAUAUAUGAAUUGUGGUUCAUUACUUCAGUACCUGUCAAUUAAUCGGCCUGACUUAAAAGUCGAAAAUCUUUUAAAUUUCGCUGCAAAUAUCGCAAAGGGAAUGAUUUAUCUGGAACAGAAGGAAAUUGUUCAUCGUGAUUUAGCAGCACGUAAUGUGCUUGUGGCCAAUGAGAAUUGUGUUAAAAUUGCUGACUUUGGUCUUGCACAAUUCACUGAUAGUAAAGGAUAUUACGUUUAUUCAACUAAUGCUCGCGCAUUACCGCUUAAAUGGUAUGCACCGGAGACAUUUGAACAAAAGUUCAGUCAUAAAAGUGAUGUUUGGUCAUAUGGUGUGACGCUUUUUGAGAUGUUUACGUUUGGUGAGUCGCCAAAUCUUGAUGGAAAUCCUGAUUUGAAUGCUGAUCAAAUCUUGGAACUUUUAAAUCGUGGAGUUCGUUUGGAAUGUCCACGAUUCUGUCCAUCAAAUGUUUACAAUGAAAUGAUGUACAAAUGUUGGAAUUUGAGUCCGAAACUAAGGCCGUCAUUUACAGAGCUUUUAAAGAAAGCAAAUGAUCUUAUGAUCUCCAAUGGUGAAGCUGUUUAAGAGUUAAGAAGUUUCAUAAAUAUAAAUAUCGGUAAUAUGUUUAUUUGUGCAUCAAAAUGCUUUAAAGAAGAAAAAAGAAACAUAAAAGAAAAGAUGUUUAGAAUAAGUAAAGGAAAGUUUUGUUCAAUGUGUCUUCAUAAAUUCAUUAAAAAUGGAGAAAAAUUUGAUAAGAAUUUAAAAUAAAACUGAGCUUUGUUAAUGUGAGUGUUAAACAAUAAAAAGUAAAUGAAACAUUUUGUUAUCUGUUCUCUUAAUCAAUGUUAAGUUAGAUAAUAAUCUAAUCUCUUGUAUUGUAAUUUACAAUAAGAAAACCCCUGAGAAAAUUUAUUUACUUUUAUUGCUUCUUUGGAAUUAUUCAACAAAGAACGUAAAGUUAUCAAGAAAAAAAAUUGAAAUAUUCGAGAAAGCUAAAAAGAAAAAUUGAGAAAUGUUGUCGUAUAUUUUAACUUUAUAAUCGAAGUAUGUAAAUGUUGAAAUAAAUAAAUAGAAAAACG